CCGGUACCACCAGGUGUGUGACUCAUCUUCAUCCAUUGAGUCACUAAUAAACGUCAGUGCAAAAGCUAAAGCUGAGUUUUGACAAUGACACCGAAACAGACAAGGAUACCGUUGGCACUCGUUUCGCACAAACUAACUGGAAACACCUCCAUUGAUACUGUUGGACAACCAUGAACAUGAAAACUCUUGCUGUUACACUGUGCUGUCUCUUUUCUGUGGCUUGUGGCUUUCAGCCGCAGCAAGCUCCAUCUUCAACGAAGUUGCAACCGUUGCAAAUGACAAUGGAUCGACGUUCUUUACUGGCCACGGCCGUCAUUCCAAUGAUACUGUUAAAGCCAGAAAUGGCUCAAGCCGGUAUUGAUCCUACUCUUUUAAAGUCUUUGCCAGUGAAAGGAGACGAAACAGGCGCCGCUCAAAGGUUGCGCCAAGUGGAAUCCAUCCAAAGACCAGCUUCAGAUUUGGUGCAAAUGCCAUUUGAAGAAUUACCAAGUGGAGUCAGUUAUCGGGAGUAUCGAGAGGGAAAGGGAGAAGCAGUCGUCCAAGAAGGUUCCAAAGUUGCUGUUGAAAUGACUAUCCGAUGCAAGAGUUUUGCUACGGCCAAUGAACCAGGCGGCCUCAAAUACUUCUCCACCAAAGAUGACACGGAGUUCAAUGAAUUGGCCUGGACAGUCGGGCGUGGAGAAUCCCCACCGGGCCUCGAAGAAGGAAUGAUGGGUAUGCACAAGAAUGCCGUGCGUCGAAUUGAAAUACCUUCCACCAUGACCUUUGCCGCACGAAACGCCAAUCAGCUGCCACUGCCAACUACGAAGGAUGGGAAACGGAGAUUCGAUCAAUUGUUCAAGACCGAUGCCACGUUGCUUUUUGAGGUGUUGGUCACGAGAAUCAAAUAAAUGAUAAACUAACACAACAACAAGUACCUGUAGUGGGCAAAUGCCAUUUGACACUAUUCGGGUACGCCACUUACUGGUGCCGAUUGAUGCACUUCAAUCUUUAGAAAGCAAAGUUGUUCCAUAUCGGUACUGCUAGCUAGA
This is a messenger RNA of Seminavis robusta, 1031 nucleotides long. The record is from the annotation of a GenBank genome assembly. NCBI's taxonomy places the organism in Eukaryota, Bacillariophyta, Bacillariophyceae, Naviculales, Naviculaceae.